Messenger RNA from Procambarus clarkii (red swamp crayfish), 537 nucleotides. Its product is annotated as protein SPT2 homolog. The record is from RefSeq and is a predicted model, not a curated record. Lineage: Eukaryota; Metazoa; Arthropoda; Malacostraca; Decapoda; Cambaridae.
AUGUAUGUUCGCACGAGAGCUUUCAAGACAGCUCUUAUUGGAAAUGGUACAGCUUUUGAGGGUGAGGCAGAUUGUGCAGCUGUCUCAGGUGAGGCAGAUGGUGCAGCUGUCUCAGGGGUGGUAGAUGGUACAGCUGUCUCAGGGGAGCCAGAUGGUGCAGCUGUCUCAGGGAAGGCAGAUAGUGCAGCUGUCUCAGGUGAGGCAGAUAGUGCAGCUGUCUCAGGGGAGCCAGAUGGUGCAGCUGUCUCAGGGAAGGCAGAUUGUGCAGCUGUCUCAGGUGAGGCAGAUAGUGCAGCUGUCUCAGGGCUGGUAGAUGGUACAGCUGUCUCAGGGCUGGUAGAUGGUACAGCUGUCUCAGAGGAGCCAGAUGGUGCAGCUGUCUCAGGGAAAGCAGAUGAUGCAGUGUCUCAGGGGAGGCAGAUGGCGCAGCUGUCUCAGAGGAGCCAGAUGGUGCAGCUGUCUCAGGGAAGGCAGAUGGUGCAGCUGUCUCAAGGGAAACAGCUGGAGCAGCUCCCCGAAGGUGACAAACGAGAAUGA